AUGGACAUAGCUUUAGUGGGUCCAACGGUGCAAAGUGACCUUAUAAGCAUCGUAUUACGCUUCUGUACCCACGCGGUGGUAUUGACAGCGGACAUCCCCAAGAUGUACCGCCAAAUCCGGAUGAACCAAGAAGACUGUCGGUAUCAACGCAUUCUAUGGUGGGAUGCUGAAGGGGAGGAACGUGUCUUUGAGCUGCAAACCGUAACGUAUGGUGUGGCAAGCUCACCCCACCACGCUGAAGGGGAGGAACGUGUCUUUGAGCUGCAAACCGUAACGUAUGGUGUGGCAAGCUCACCCCACCACGCUACGCGAGCUUUGAUGCAGCUAGCCAGAGAUGAAGGGCAGGAGUAUCCAUUGGCUGUGAACGUUGUGGAGCAAGAUAGUUACAUCGAUGACUUCUUAACCGGAGGAAGAUCGGUGGAGGCUGUUGUCGCCAUUUAUCAAGAGCUUUCAUCGUUGCUGAAGAAAGGAGGUUUCGGUGUACAUAAGUUCUGUUCGAAUAGACCCGAGGUGCUCGAUGUGAUCCCAGAACAUUUACACGAGAAGCUGGUCAGUUUUGAAGAAACGGGAGAGACCAAUACAAUCAAAACUCUUGGGCUCAUUUGGAACCCGACAGGUGACUAUUUUGGAUUCCAUGUACAGCUCUCUGGAAGUAAAGUUUCAACGAUGAAACGAGGUGUUCUGUCUGCUAUUGGAAGGUUGUUCGACCCACUCGGGUUUCUUGGGCCAGUAGUAACAUUGGCCAAACUAAUUAUGCAAGACGUAUGGCGCCUAGGAUUGGAUUGGGAUGAGCCCCUCCCAGAAGAUCUACUACGGAGUUGGAUACAUUUUCAAGAGCAGCUUACAACUGUCAAUCAAAUUCAGAAACAACGAUUAGUGGUACCUGGGAAAUCAUUAAGAAUCGAACUCCACGGAUUCUCUGACGCAUCAAUGCGUGCAUAUGGAGCGGUAAUAUAUACCAGGAGCAUUUACCAGGACGGAUCAAUCUCGGUCCAACUGGUCGCUAGUAAAUCUCGAGUAGCACCACUGAAAUCCUUAACGGUCCCGAGAUUAGAGCUCUGUGGAGCAAAGUUACUUGCGGAGCUAACAGACAAGGUGCUAUCAGCAAUGGGUGUCCAGUUCGAUGUGGUGAAGUAUUGGUGUGACUCCCAAAUAGUAUUAUGUUGGCUCAAGAAACCACCGACGACGUUGAACGUUUUUGUUGCAAACAGGGUUGCAUCAAUUUUGGAAACAACGAAGAUUAAUCAGUGGCAUUAUGUACCGUCGGAAUACAAUCCGGCGGAUAUCAUAUCCAGAGGCGAGUACCCGGCAAAUUUGUUACGCAACGACUUGUGGUGGAAUGGAUCACCAUUAUUGUGGCAAGCAGAUGUAAGUAUGAUAACACCAGAACCUUUGGAUGAAUCAUUAAUACCAGAAAUCAAGCAAGCGAAGAAUUUUGCUGUAUGCAGUAAAUUGCCUGUCGUGCAGUUCAAUAGGAUGAGUCACUACCGUAAGUUGGUGAGAGCUUGGGUAUAUGUCCGGCGGUAUUUGACACCCCGAUGCAAUCAAAAAUUAAAUAGGCUGAUCAGUGCAGAUGAAAUGAUUGAUGCAGAGAAGGCUAUCCUGUGUAUACUACAGAAAGAAGUGUUCGGUGAACUUUUGCGUAUUCUCCUACAUGCUCCAGAUAAACGCCACAACCUGAGUAAUCUUGCACCGUUUGUGGCAAAGGACGGGUUAAUUAGAGUCGGUGGCCGUCUCAAGUAUUCUGCCAUACCAUUCGAUGGCAAACACCAAGUGCUCUUGCCAGAAAAACACCAUCUAACAACUAUUCUUAUCAGGCGACUCCACGAGAUUGAGCCCAAAAAGUCCUAA
Armigeres subalbatus is the source of this 1851-nucleotide messenger RNA. RefSeq lists its product as uncharacterized. The coding region runs from base 1 to 1851 and encodes 616 amino acids. NCBI's taxonomy places the organism in Eukaryota, Metazoa, Arthropoda, Insecta, Diptera, Culicidae. The transcript has a single exon. The record is from RefSeq and is a predicted model, not a curated record.